Messenger RNA from Paramacrobiotus metropolitanus, 2677 nucleotides. RefSeq names its product acylamino-acid-releasing enzyme-like. The transcript has 11 exons. The record is from RefSeq and is a predicted model, not a curated record. NCBI's taxonomy places the organism in Eukaryota, Metazoa, Tardigrada, Eutardigrada, Parachela, Macrobiotidae. Gene Ontology annotation, molecular function: serine-type endopeptidase activity. Bases 269 to 2485 code for a protein of 738 amino acids. Gene Ontology annotation, biological process: proteolysis.
GGGAAGACAGAAAUUUUCGAAAAACUGAAUUGAAUUCAUACUAAACUCAUACUGUUCUAUUUUAAUACAUACUCUUUUUAUUUUGGAAAAUCUUCACAUUGCGGCACUUCGUACAGCUGAAACUCGAUGUAUGUAAGAAUUUUAUGGUGAGAUACGGGACCUCAAAAAGGAGUCCGUAUCUGUCCGUAGCACAGCUGUGAUUUCGUGAGCGUCUGCGCUGAAGGGCGUUCUAAGCCGUUCUUCCCCAUUUGUUCGUCGGGCAGCCAGGAUGUCGGAAAUUGCGACGGAAUUUCAAGCAGUCGCGCGCAUUCCCUUCGUUAAAUCUGCCUUCAUUGCUUCCAAAAGCGGGUCUUCCGACGGAAAUGCUCAGUUCGUCAUUCAUACCACCUGGACGCAACGAGAUUUGGUACGCAUGGAAAGGACAUGCUUCCAUAAAUCAUAUCUGGCUACCGCCAGCAGUGGUUUCGGGAAGUUGGAGUGUCACCAGUUUGGAAUGCCCGUCGAUAAUACGAACGAAUUGCGUGUGGCGUAUUCGCAAGAUGGAUCGUUGAAAGCCGUAUUUGCCAAGUUUUCCCCGAAAGAUAAAAAAGGUGCGGAGGACAAGGAAUCCGUGGAAAUUUAUUCGCCACUUGGCAAAGUCGCUACGAAUGAUGUAGCCGCUUCUAAACGACAUGGAAACAUUUACACCGACAGUGAGCUGGGUUGUUUCGAACUGAGCCCAGUGGAGUCCAGCACGCAUAUUUUGUAUGUCGCGGAAAAGUAUCGCCCACCGUCGGAUUCCUUCUUCUCGGUUAUGGCCAAUAAAUUUCCGGAAGAUCCAGAACUGGCCAACAAAUCUUUGGGUGAAAAGUUUGUUUAUCGUGAAGACUGGGGCGAACAGAUGCAGAAGAAAUCGCAGCCAGUGCUUUGUAUUUUGGACUGGAAUGACAACAACGCGAGUAUCCUUGCCAACAUUCCUGAUGGAAUCAGUCCUGGACAGGCCGUCUGGACACCUGACGGAAGCGGUAUAGUUUUCGUUGGAUUCGAUCAUCUUCCGGAACGCUUGGGGCUGGUAUAUUGCCCCAUCCGACGUAGUCGUCUGUAUUAUUUGGAGCUGGGUCAUUCGAAGAUGGCACUGCCGUUGACGUUUACGGAUUUAGCCGUCCGAUCUCCACGUUUCAAUUUGUCAGGAACAGCGCUAGUUUACCUGGAAACUGAAAUGGGUGGACCACAUUUUCACGCUCUGCGCCUGAUGAUGAUUGACUGGAACAAUCAACAGUCUACUCCGACUGUGAUAGUGCCGGUUCCUGUUGGGACUAUCAAGCAGACAGAUUUCCCUGGAUUAUAUACGGAUGCGCUGCCCAAACGUUGCUGGUCGAGAGAUAACAAACGGAUUGUAUUGCACACCAUUUGGAGAAGUUCCCAGCAAAUUAUUGUAGUGAAUACAGAAAAUAAAACAGUGCAGUGUCUUACCGGGCCGCAGUUGCUUGAAGGCAUGCGUUUGGCUCGUUGGGAAGUGUUAGACGUUUGGGAUGAUAUUAUCGUGGCGUCCGCUUCAUCACCUAACAUUUGUCCGCGACUAUUUGUGGCUAAAUUACCUCCGGCCGGGAAAGAAAUCGAAAUCAAGUGGGCGUUGAUCGAUGAGGGUGCCGGAACGGAUAAGGAAUUAGAAAAAGAGGUCCAGCUAAUGGAAUGGGAUGUGGAAAUCAUAAAAGACCCGGGCUCGGGGAUAGAAUAUGAGGCAGUUUGGAUGUUCCCUAGUUUGCGGCGCAGUCCCCCGGUGAUACUGUGGCCUCAUGGUGGUCCGCACGGUUGUUCCAUUCCGGGAUUCGAUGUUUUCAUCAGUACUCUAAUUCGUCUGGAAUAUGCUGUUAUUUUUGUGAAUUAUCGCGGAUCCGCUGGGUUUGGUGAGAAAAACCUGCGGUCUCUGCUAGGCAAGAUUGGUCAGAAUGACAUCGAGGACUGCUUCCGGGCGUUAGACGUGGUACUUGGCAAAAAAGGUCUUAACAACACCGAUACCGAUCUGUUUUAUCAAGGCGGCUCACAUGGUGGUUUUAUCGGCGCACACCUUAUUGGCCAGUUUCCCGAUAUUUUCAAAGCCUGUGCAUUACGUAAUCCGGUUAUCAACCUCGCCAGCAAACUUGGCGGUACAGAAAUUCCCGAUUGGGGAUAUGUGGAGUGCGGUCUGGAAUAUCGUUACGACGAUCCUCCAAUUAUUCCCAUGUAUUCGCAGCUUAUCGCUCGGUCUCCUAUUGUACACGCUCACAAGGUAACCACACCGACGUUGAUAUUGAUUGGUGAGAAAGAUCGUCGCGUUCCACCAACUCAAGGAAUGGAAUUAUACAGGGCUCUAAAGCUGCGUGGUGUACCGACGAAAGUGUUGCGCUAUCCAGAUUCAGAUCAUCCUAUUGCUGAAAUCGAAGCUGAGAGUGACUCCUUCGUGCAGAUGGUGAACUGGUUUAGACAAUUUGGGCGAACGGACACGAAAAGUGCCGGAAAAUCGUAAACCUUCUUCCAAAGACGUUAACGUUUUUUAUCGAUUUUUUAUUAAUCAAAGAUUAACCGCUACAAUUGCAAUGUGAUGUAAACCCAUAUCGUAAACCAUUAGCUCUGCAGAAAUUGUCAAUAAAUUUUCUUUUGCUAAUACUGUAACCUAUAGGAGACAUCCAAGUCGAAUUUCUAAUAAAAUCUGUAUAUC